GUGUUUGUUUUUUUAAAAAUUGCAGGUAAUUUGAAAUACAAUAUCCAGUGAAAUAGUAUACAAAUAUGGCUACCACGACCGAGGGUGAAUUGGUGAAUGGCGAAAUUGAAAACGCGACUGAAGAACCGCAAACUAAAGAAAAAAAACAUGACAAGGCUGCUUGUGCUGACCUGGAAAAAAUAACCGAUUAUGAAGAAGAUAAGGAAAUAAACAACCAAGAUAUAGGAAAUGCGAUAUCACUUAUUGAAGGAAGGCGGAGUGAAGAAGGAAAAAAGAAAGCUGCGAGAGAAAAAGAACUGUCCCAAGUGAAAGUAAAAAAAGAAGAUAUUGAACUGAUAGUAAAAGAAAUGGAAGUUUCACAAAGUAUAGCGGAAAGGAAAUUAAGAGAAGCUAGUGGUGACGUAGAACAGGCGCUUAUUGCGUUAACCAAUUAAAAUGCCAAAUCCUAUCGAAUGCUCCACAGCUAUUCUAUUGUUGUUCAGACAUGAGCCGAAAUACGAAAAUGAAGAUUUGUAGAAUCAGCUAAAUGAAUAGUCCGACAAUUUUGUGAUAUAAUUGUUUAUAUGUGGCGCUGACUUUAAAGUUUUAUUUUGAAAAUAAUAUUCGUCCAUUUGUA
This is a messenger RNA of Hydractinia symbiolongicarpus, 616 nucleotides long. RefSeq names its product huntingtin-interacting protein K-like. Gene Ontology annotation, biological process: negative regulation of apoptotic process; protein stabilization. Bases 66 to 434 code for a protein of 122 amino acids. The transcript has a single exon. The record is from RefSeq and is a predicted model, not a curated record. Lineage: Eukaryota; Metazoa; Cnidaria; Hydrozoa; Anthoathecata; Hydractiniidae.